UCCUCUCACAGCUCAAUCCCCCUCCCUCUCACUAAUCCUUAUGCUCAAUCCACUUCGCUUUCUGUGAUAUACUCCUCUCUCUCUCUCUCUCUCUCUCUCUAGAGUCUCUAGGGUUUUUCCUGCUGGGAUUGGAUCAAUCUCCGCCGUCGAUUUAUUCUUCUACUGAUGAAGCUCUAGAAGAACACGAUGAGAUCUGGUGAUCUUCUCCUGGUAAGAAGGAACGGUAUUCAUUGGUCUUUUUACUUCCAGAAAUGUUCGACCCAUUUAUGGUGAUCCACGUACGAACGUCCCCAAUCUGGUUGCGCAAGAGAAAAAAAAACCAAUACCCAGAAAAACCCAUAUCCAAAUUACUAAACUUUUCAUAUCAAAACUCUAAUUUUUCAUCUUUUGGGAUUUAGAAACAAUCUUCUCCCACUUUGUAAGCUGUAAAGUUCCAAUUUUUUGUUACUUCAUUUCUGUUUAGCUUUUCUGCUUAAUGUCCUGUAUUUGUUGAGCUUAGUUGAGGAGUUGUACUAAUUAUUUAUUUGUGGAAAUCCCUAGUUGGGAAUAGAGGGGUUUGGUUCUUUAGUUGAUUUUUCAAGGUGGAUAAGAUGAGCUUAAGCACGGCCGAGGACGAUUCGGCUUCGGAAAUUCAUAUCCCAGCAGACAUAGAUUGGCAUAUGCUUGACAAGUCCAAGUUUUUCUUUCUGGGUGCUGCUUUGUUUUCUGGUGUUUCAGCUGCUCUGUAUCCAAUUGUGGUCUUAAAGACUCGCCAGCAGGUUUCCCCUGCUCAAAUCUCUAGCUUCAAGAUGUCGUAUUCCAUCAUGCGGCACGAGGGCCCUAGAGGGUUUUACCGAGGUUUUGGGACCUCUCUGAUGGGUACAAUUCCAGCUCGAGCUCUCUACAUGACAGCUCUUGAAGUUACCAAGAGCAAUGUUGGGACUGUGACUGUGAAAUUGGGUUUUUCGGAUACUACAGCAUUGGCUAUAGCUAAUGCUGCUGCAGGGUUGAGUUCGGCUAUGGCUGCGCAGUUGGUUUGGACCCCAAUUGAUGUUGUGAGCCAGAGACUAAUGGUUCAGGGUUGCAGCUACAGCAACAAAAGCACCAUCCCCAGUGCCAGUACAUGUUCAUAUCAGUAUAGGAAUGGUUUUGAUGCGUUUAGGAAAAUUGUAGGUUCAGAUGGGUUGAGAGGAUUGUACAGGGGAUUUGGGAUUUCAAUAUUAACUUAUGCACCGUCUAAUGCGGUUUGGUGGGCAUCUUACUCUGUGGCACACAGACUCAUUUGGGGUGGUUUUGGUUGCUACAUGUGCAAGAAAGAUGAGAAUGGCUUAGGCAAUGUGUCGCCUAAUCUAAAGCCUGAUUGCAAGUCAAUGUUGGCAGUUCAGGGGUUGAGUGCAGGCAUGGCUAGUGGGGUUUCUGCUUUGAUUACUAUGCCUUUGGAUACCAUCAAGACAAGGAUGCAAGUUUUGGAUGGAGAAGAAAAUGGUCAUAGAAGACCAUUAACAGUAAUGCAGACUGUGAGAAAUUUGGUUAGGGAAGGAGGGUUUGGUGCUUGUUACAGAGGACUAGGGCCAAGGUGGGCUUCAAUGGCUAUGUCUGCCACGACCAUGGUCACUACCUAUGAGUUCCUCAAACGGAUGUCGACUAAGAACCAAGGGAGCUGAGAAGUCAAUUUGGAAAAACACAGAAAGCAGUGGGUUUUCUUUCCUUAUCUUUUCGAAUCGUUCUUCCUUCCUGGCUAUAUUGGCCUGCCUAGCUAUAGUCAUCAUCUCAGAUAUGUAAAUUUUGUAUAGUGUAGCACUCUUUAGACUUUCCUCUUCUGCCUCUAAUUAUUAUGUAUCCUGCAUCUUGCUCUUUCA
Rosa rugosa (rugosa rose) is the source of this 1838-nucleotide messenger RNA. RefSeq lists its product as uncharacterized. Gene Ontology annotation, biological process: transmembrane transport. The transcript has a single exon. NCBI's taxonomy places the organism in Eukaryota, Viridiplantae, Streptophyta, Magnoliopsida, Rosales, Rosaceae. The record is from RefSeq and is a predicted model, not a curated record. Bases 591 to 1643 code for a protein of 350 amino acids.